This is a messenger RNA of Tribolium madens (black flour beetle), 1567 nucleotides long. RefSeq names its product nudC domain-containing protein 3. Gene Ontology annotation, biological process: protein folding. The record is from RefSeq and is a predicted model, not a curated record. Bases 430 to 1266 code for a protein of 278 amino acids. The transcript is spliced from 2 exons. NCBI's taxonomy places the organism in Eukaryota, Metazoa, Arthropoda, Insecta, Coleoptera, Tenebrionidae. Gene Ontology annotation, cellular component: cytoplasm.
GGUGUUUUGACAUUUUUAUAUUCAUUUUUGAAAGAAGCUUGACAACAGACAAAAUUACACAGGGAAACGACUUUUUUUUGACAAAAAGAUGAAGUUUCAAAAUGACAUUUCCUACCAAAAUUUAAUGCUCGCCAUUGUACCACACGUUCCCAUGCUAGAACACAAAUAAAUAAACUUGAUUAUAAAAUCAUUAAAUCGCUUUUUUGCACUUCGAGUCCUUUAGAUCUACCAAUUUUUUGUUAGAGGGUGUCUCUUCUUGAACACACAUUUAAAAAUUGAGGUUGGCAGCCCUAUAAAAUGUAGCGCCAAAUUAAAAAAUUCGCUGUCAGAAAGCGGCUGUCGAUAUCAGGCGCUUACGCUCCCAAACAUUUACUCUUAAAAUCGUGUUUUAACACUUUAUUUUAUAUUUAUUGGUUUUUAUUGUGAAAAAUGGUUGAUUCUACGGAGCAUGACGAUUUACUCUUUUCCAUGUUGAAAGAGUGCAAGACUUUACCCACAUUUUUAAACCACAUAUUUGGGUUUUUAAACAGAAGAACUGAUUUUUAUCAUAUUGCAAGUGAUCCAAACUGUCCCGUGGGCCUUCCCCCUGGUUUAGCAGAGCAAACAGUGAAGCAAAUAUUUUACAAGUGGAAACCAAACGACAAAAUCGCCAAUAGCGAGAAUCUGGUUCAAAAACCACCAACUCCCCCUGACACGCCUUCAGUGUCUAAACCAAAAGUACAACAGCCCCCUGAUACCAAAUUCACGACAUCAGACGCGUACAAUGGGGCCACAUAUGAAAACUACAGCUGGUCACAAACUCUACUAGAAAUAGAUAUAAUCGUUAAGGUUCCAGAAAGUACAACAGCAAAAGACGUCUCAGUAAAAAUCACAACAGACCAGAUUUCAGUGAAGUUAAAAGACGGUACAGUCAUGCUUGAGGGCGAAUUGUGUCACAAAUGUAAACACAACGACGCGAUUUGGUCUUUAGAGAAGCACAAGCUUUAUAUUCACUUGGAUAAAAGCAGGGAAGUUUGGUGGAACUGUUUGGUUAAAAGCGAGCCAAAGCUUGAUAUAAGCACGUUGGACUGCUCGAGGCCCUAUGAGGAGUUAUCAGAGGAAGCCCAAGCCAAAAUUGAGGAAUUACAGUGGAACCAGGAACGGAAAAGAUUAGGUUUGCCCACUUCUGAUGAGUUGCAAAUGCAAGAUAUUCUGAAAAGGUCCUGGAAUUGCGAGGGGUCACCCUUUAGUGGUCCCUACGACCCAAACGCUGUCAAAUUUAAUUAAUUUAUUGAAUUUUUAUUUUUAUUUAGACAAAUUUUAUACUUCACAAAAUAUAAUGUUACUUUUUUUCUGAUAUAAAAAAAGGAUUGGCUAAUAAAACAAAGUAAUUUGAAACGAAGCGUUUAUUUAAAUAUCUAGAAAUGCACUUGAAAAUAUCUAGAAAGAUUCGAAUUAUUCUCCUGAUUUGUUCUUGAUUGACCUAACGACCUCACUAGCAUGCUCCACAAUAAAUAAGUAAAAAAUUACAAUAUUGCUUAAUUUACAUUAGGUACUAUAAUAAGAAACAGCAUUGCAAUCACAGAAA